This is a messenger RNA of Ectocarpus sp. CCAP 1310/34, 688 nucleotides long. NCBI's taxonomy places the organism in Eukaryota, Phaeophyceae, Ectocarpales, Ectocarpaceae. The record is from the annotation of a GenBank genome assembly.
GAUAUCCCUGUCUCUGUGCGAGUUUGUUUAUGUCCUCGUCUGUCUUUGGUUUAUUUCGUUUUUGUUUUGUUUUUUUACUGGCACGUACUGCUGACCCUUGGGGUCCUUCCGGAAGGCUACCCCCCAGGGCUGGUGGUGCGCACGUUCCACUAUUUAUUUAUUAUUUGUUUCUGAUUCUUUUGUUUUCUUGUAUUUUAUCGCUCUGCUAACCCUUGGGGUCCAUUUUAUUUUGGUAUACCUUUUCUAGGUACGUUAGCCUGUGACCACGGAAAUCGACCGAGUCAAGUGCUGGAUUAGUACGGAGAGAUUGAGACAGAAGGAGGUACUGGAUAGAGAGACCGGGAUGUGUCUAAUUGCUGUCGUCGUCGACGUCCUUAACAAUAUAGCAACGGAAACCGCCCUUCCUCCAUCAGUCCUGGGUGCGGAUGCGCCCAAAGCGGUCUCCUUUUCAAGCUCGGAUGCGCCGAUCCAGGCUGUGACCGUGUUCUGCAAGGGCAAGGCUGAAGUCACGCGUGUCAUCAACUUCUCGUCGCCGUCUAGCCUCGGUCGCCAUGAGGUGUGUCAGCGUUACAGCAGUUUAGGGAAUCCUACGCAGUUCGUGGUGGUGGAGGAUGAGGAUGGACAUGGGUCGUGUGUUCUCCGUUUUCUCGUCUUCUACAGAAUACAUUAUUAUGUAGAAAUUCGUUAG